Molecule: messenger RNA, 1749 nt
Organism: Heterotrigona itama
Lineage: Eukaryota; Metazoa; Arthropoda; Insecta; Hymenoptera; Apidae
Source: the annotation of a GenBank genome assembly
AGUGCCGCGAGUGCGUUCAAUUGAAGAGGAAAUCGUAGAUAUUAAUUUUGUAAUUAUCAUAUAUAAUGUAAUGUUCAUAUAACAUACAAUAUUAUUCAUGCGAUUCUUUGAGAUAGUUUAUUGUUAUUUAUAUAGAGAAAUUAAUAUGAAUAUAGUUUACUAAUUAAAUUCAAAUAUAAAUAUAACAUUUCAUGUUGAAUACAAUAGACAUAAGUUCAACUAUUAUUCAAUGUUAUAUAUAAUUCUUUGAUAAAUAGAUAAUGUCAAAUACAAUAAGCGGAAAGAACUUAUUACGACCAACAGGGUUACAGUGUAAAAAUCUUCAAGAAUAUUUAAAAUCACGUCCACCAGAGGUGUUAAAUAAAUUAUAUCACAACCCACCAAUUUGUUUGGCUGUAUUUCGCGAAUUGCCAGUAAUAGCAAAACAUUAUGUUAUGCGAUUAUUAUUUGUUGAACAACCUGUACCUCAAGCCGUUAUUGCUUCUUGGUGCUCUAAACUUCAUUUCGAAGAACAUCAAAAGGUAGUUUUAAUAUUAAAUGAACUGAAUGUAUGGAAAGAAGCAUCAAUACCAGGUGGGCUACCUGGGUGGAUUUUGAAUACUACAUUCAAAAAAAACUUAAAAAUUGUCCUUUUGGGAGGUGGAAAACCAUGGACAAUGUCAAAUCAAUUAGAAACUGAUAGUAAACCUAGAGAUGUUGCAUUUUUAGAUUCAUAUGCAUUAGAAAGGUGGGAAUGUGUUUUACAUUACAUGGUUGGUUCACAACAGCAAGAAGGUAUAUCUGCUGAUGCUGUUAGAAUUCUUUUACAUGCUGGUCUAAUGAAGCGAGAUGAAGCUGAUGGAAGUCCAGUCAUUACACAAGCAGGUUUUCAAUUUUUAUUAUUGGAGACUGCAUUACAGGUGUGGUAUUUCAUUUUACAAUAUUUAGAUACAAUAGAAGCAAGAGGACUUGACUUAGUUGAGUGUCUUACUUUUCUAUUUCAAUUAAAUUUUUCAACUCUUGGUAAAGAUUAUAGUACUGAAGGAAUGUCUGAAGGUCUGUUAACAUUUUUACAACAUUUAAGGGAAUUUGGUUUAGUUUAUCAAAGGAAACGAAAAGCUGGAAGAUUUUACCCUACAAGAUUAGCACUAAAUAUUGCAACUGGGCAAAAUAAACCAUUGUCUAGAGAUCCAGAGAAGGAAGGAUAUAUUGUUGUUGAAACAAAUUACAGAGUAUAUGCUUAUACAAACUCAAAUUUACAAGUUGCUUUACUUGGUCUAUUUUGUGAAAUGUUAUAUAGUUAUUUGCAGCAACAUGCUCACAGUAAAAUGAUAGAAGCAGGUCCUCCAAUUUUACCUCCCACAAUAGUAGAUCAAAUUAAAUUGUGGGAAAAUGAAAGAAAUAGAUUUACAUUUAGUGAAGGGGUCUUAUACAGUCAAUUUCUCUCUCAAACUGAUUUCGAAGUGCUUAGAGAUCAUGCUCUUUCUACUGGAGUACUAAUUUGGCAAAGUGAAAGAAAACGGACUAUGGUAGUUACAAAAGCAGGUCAUGACGACGUAAAAAAAUUUUGGAAACGAUAUUCCAAGGGGUCCAGUUAGUACAACAAAAUUGUGAUAGAAUUGUAUUUACAAACAAUUUAUAUAGUAAAAUUUCGUUUUCCAUGUAUCUUUUUUUUAAUAUUUGCAAAAUACAUGACUUAUUAAAUAUUGUGUUACAUACCAAAAAAUAAUAUAUAAUGUAUAAUAUUCUAAACAUUAAAUUAGAAACAGA